Peromyscus maniculatus bairdii (prairie deer mouse) is the source of this 505-nucleotide messenger RNA. The record is from RefSeq and is a predicted model, not a curated record. NCBI's taxonomy places the organism in Eukaryota, Metazoa, Chordata, Mammalia, Rodentia, Cricetidae.
GAUGGUGAUGUCAUGACCCCCACACAUGUUCUCUUCCCAUAGGCCGUCUCGAAAGCGGAGAUCCCUUGAGGAGGUGGGAAAUGUGACGGCCACCGUGCCUACGCUUCCAGAUUUCCCCAACAUUUCGUCCACCAUCGUGCCCACGAGUCAGGAGGAGCACAGGCCAUUUGAGAAAGUGGUGAACAAGGAGUUGCUUGUCAUCUCUGGCCUGAGACACUUCACUGGCUACCGCAUUGAGCUGCAGGCAUGCAAGCAAGACGCCCCAGAUGAGAGGUGCAGCGUGGCUGCAUAUGUCAGUGCGCGGACCAUGCCUGAAGCUAAGGCAGAUGACAUCGUUGGCCCUGUGACCCACGAAAUCUUUGAGAACAAUGUUGUACACUUAAUGUGGCAAGAGCCGAAGGAGCCCAAUGGUCUGAUUGUGCUGUAUGAAGUGAACUAUCGGCGAUAUGGUGAUGAGGUAAGGAUUGCAGGUCUUUGUGGUGGAUGGUGCUUUUCCGGGGGAGAG